This is a messenger RNA of Mesorhabditis spiculigera, 3237 nucleotides long. NCBI's taxonomy places the organism in Eukaryota, Metazoa, Nematoda, Chromadorea, Rhabditida, Rhabditidae. The record is from the annotation of a GenBank genome assembly.
AUGCGCGUUGACAUCCGAGAUCUGGUGCUCGGGACGAUGACGAUCGUGUUUAUAAUACUGACCUUUAACCACGGGCUUCAAACCGCAAUCAAGGAGUGCUACAUGUUUGGCGCAAUCCCGGUCAGCGUGGCGAAUAAAGUCGAGAUCCGGAAGGCGCUGCCGUUGAAGAGCAAACGUGAUGACUGCAUAUUCGUGACGCUGGGAAUCAACCAGGAUAUCCGGCUCGAGGAGGCCGUCAAGGCCACCCAACCAAAUUGCAAAUUUUUCGGCGCCGAUCCGGUUGCUGAGGGGAAUAAGAAGCGAGCCCUAAUCGACUACAUGUUUGUGGACAUCGACGAGACGGAGUAUGACCUUUUAGAGAUGCUGCAGGCGAAUAUGGCACACUCUAACGGGUUUGCGUUUUGCCAGAUCGGGCUCAAGCUCCACAACACGGUCGACAUCAAGAAGCAAAAGAAAUUCUAUGAUUUUGUGGUCCGUCUCAUCAGGGAAAGCGGCUACACAUUGGUGUUUGAUGACCAGGUGGCGGAACCGGGAUUUUAUCACAGGCUGAUAGAGUCGAAGGGCAAGCCGAACAGCGAUCCGUUGCUCAUCUGGUUUAACGGAGGCCCCGGGUGCUCCUCGUUUGGCGGCGCAUUCGAGGAAAUGGGUCCUUUUUACGUGGAUAACGACGGAUUUCGGUUGUAUGAGAAUAAGUACGCAUGGAAUGCGCGAGCCAACCUGCUCUUCAUCGAAUCGCCUGUCGGUGUCGGCUUCUCCUAUAGCACCGACGAUUUCUACUACGCCGAGGCCAGCGACGAUCAGACGACCGCCCAGAACUAUAUGGCGCUCAAGGAUUUUUUCGCAAGCUUCACCGACUACAAGAACCGAAAAUUCUUCCUAUCCGGCGAAUCUUACGCCGGUGUCUACGUGCCGACGUUGACGCUAGCCUUGGCUCGGGGCAUCAAUAAUGGCGAUUUUCCGAAUUCGAAUUUUCAGGGCUCAAAUAUUGGGAACGGCUACAUGCACGUGGAGUACCUCUACAAUUCGCAGGUGGUUUGGUCGGCCUACCAUGGGAUGGUGUCGAUGGACGAGCUGAGAUUUCUGAAAGCCAACUGUACCUUGCGCGCUACCGUCAUCGGCGACCUCGAAACGUACAGUUUUGUCGAAUACAUGACGACCGAGGGUCAUUUGGAGUACGAAUCGGACGGGUCGGCGUGCGGGGACUUGAUUGAGCGCCUCGUCAACAUGCCGGAUAUGGAAGACGAGUACAACUACUACCAGGAUUGCUAUGUCGACCCUCCCCUUUUAGCAGCUCUUCCUCAAAGACCGAAGCGGAUGCAGCGCAGGAAAAAUCGAGCCCGCAAGCAGACGCUCAACGGAAUUGUUGACAAGAAUGCGGAUUCUAGCGGAAAUCCAGCCGCAAAAUUCAACUACAUCUCGACGGACGGGGAAUGGGGGUACCCGUGCUGGAAUGAUGUGCUGCUGACCGUGUGGGCCAAUCGGAAAGACGUGCAGGAAGCGCUCCACAUCGACGUGGCGUGGCGGGCCACGAACUUGACGUGGCAAGAUUGCAACGAUCCAAUGUACGACGCAUACAACGUGACAUACACCGACCUAACGACCAUCUUUGAAGAUUUCCUAAAAGAGAACCGCAACCCGAAUUUCCGCUUCUUAAUCCAUAAUGGGGAUGUGGACACGAUCUGCAACUAUUUGGGCGAAGCGUGGUUUAUGCGGCGGCUGGCUGAGCGGAAUGCGAUGGAGGCUUCACCCCGCAGGCAAUGGUUCUUCUCGGAUCAGACAGCCGGCUUCGUGCAGCGAUUCACGCACGGCAGCGGCGUUAUUUUUGACUUGAUGACGGUAAAGGGAGCCGGCCACUUCCCGGCAGCCGAUCGCCCGGGGCCAGCCCGGCAAUUGAUCACAAACUUCAUCUGGGGCCCCGUGCCCACGGGCCCUGAUUAUAACUCUACAGCGGGCCUGAAGUUGAUGCCCACGUUUGCACCGUUGUUGAAUGAAGCCACUUCUGAUGCGCCCUCGACGACAUCAGGUUUAACGCCAACGACGUCGAAGCUAACGACAACUCGAGUAAAAAUGAUCCAGAGCGGAAUGGCCGCUCAGGAGAUUCGGCGCCAGGAGACGCGCGAGGUCCGCCAAACUGACACGAUGCGCUCCAAGAAGAGCGAAUCGUUCAUGGACAAGCUAUCCGGCACGCUCGGCCGUAAGAAGAAGCCGGAGCCGACGGAGGGCGGGGCGCCACACCACGAGGGCGACCACCGCGAGAACGAGCACCAGGAAAUGAUCCAGUACGAGCACGAGGGCCGCGAGGCGCUCGACUACGCCCUUAUCCCGGCAAUUUCCAAGAAAAUCGAGAUUGAGGAAGGGGCAGAGCGACGUUUCUUGACCCGCGAAUCGAGCGAAGACUCGCGGAUUCACGAGGUGAUCCGGCUCCUCCUGGGCUGGAUCAACGAUGAAGUGGCCGGGGAGCGCAUCGUCGUCAAAAACAUCCAGGAUGACAUCUACGACGGCCAGGUUCUUCAGAAGCUCAUCGAGAAGCUGGCGGAUAUUAGGAUCGAAGUGCCCGAGUUCUCGCAAUCCGAGGAGGGCCAAAUCCAGAAGCUUGAGAUUGUCGUCUCGACGGCCAACCGGCUGCUCACCCCCGGGCAAUACGAGAACCCAAAAUGGACGCAUCAGAUGAUCCACCAGAAGGAUAUCGUCGCCAUCAUCCAGCUGCUCGUGUCGUUGGCCGUCUUCUUUCGAGCGCCAGUACGAUUCCCCGAGCACGUCAGCGCCCAGGUGAUUGUCGCGCGAAAAGAGAAUGGCCAAGUGAAAACGCGGUACACCACCGAACAGCUGACAGAUAAGCAGGAUGAGCUGUGUCCGAAGGGUGAACGUGACGCCUUCGACACGCUGUUCGACUACGGACCCGACAAGUUGGCGCACGUGAAGGGGUCGCUGCUGGCCUUCUGCAACAAGCAUCUCAACAAGAUCAACCUGGAGGUGAACAACAUCGAGACCCAGUUCCAAGACGGCGUCUUCCUGGUGCUGCUCAUGGGGCUGCUGGAGGGCUAUUUUGUGCCUCUGCACCAUUUCCACCUCCAGGUGUCCACGCACGAGGAAAAGAUGAAAAACGUCCAAUUUGCAUACCAGCUGAUGGACCAGGUCGGCAUCAAGCCGAAAUCCAGGGUGGCUGACAUUGCUAACGGUGACGUGAAGUCGACGCUUCGCCUUCUCCACCUGCUCUUCACCAAGUAUAAGCACGUC